Chaetomium strumarium is the source of this 2513-nucleotide messenger RNA. Its product is annotated as P-loop containing nucleoside triphosphate hydrolase protein. The record is from RefSeq and is a predicted model, not a curated record. Gene Ontology annotation, molecular function: ATP binding; ATP-dependent chromatin remodeler activity. The transcript has a single exon. Gene Ontology annotation, cellular component: nucleus. Gene Ontology annotation, biological process: DNA repair. NCBI's taxonomy places the organism in Eukaryota, Fungi, Ascomycota, Sordariomycetes, Sordariales, Chaetomiaceae. The coding region runs from base 108 to 2360 and encodes 750 amino acids.
UAUUCGAGCGGCGUUCUACCCUCAAAGGGCGCGAUGAAGCAGAGUCGGGCCCGGACGAAGAUGGCCCGGGCAGCGAGGCAGACGAUAACGACGCAAUCCCCGACGAGAUGAACCCGCUACGGGAUCUCCGUGCCGUUCUUCAUGUUGCGGACGAUUCGGAGAUUUGGGAGAGGACGUGCAGGUUCUUCUGUCACGACAAAGCACAUACGGCAUACGACCAGGGCGUCAAGCUGCUCGGAACGACCCUGUGCCUUCACCCUCACCAGAUGGAGGCGGUCUACGCGCUGUUGCAGCGGAGCUUUGGCGGGCACUUCAACGGCGGCAUCGUGGCGCUCGACACUGGGCUGGGAAAAACCAUCGUCAGCCUGGCUGCGGUCGCCGUCAUAAGGCUGGUGGAACUCAACCACUACGAGGUUAGACAGGAGUGGAGCACCACCGCGGCCGACAACGCGCGAGUCACUAUGCAUCGCCGGCAUAACCCCCAGGGCGUCACAGGCCCUUGUCCCUCGGGCAACCCAUGGAGCAUCGAGUGCUGCUGCGUAGCCGACUCAUUCAGCUCGGACAUCGCCCGGCAGCUGGGACCCGGUCCGUCGCUCGUUUUCACGCCGUCUAGCGUUGCCGGCCAGUUCGCCAAGGAGGCCAAGCGGUAUUUGGAGCAGGAGAUAGAGCGGCCUGGAUCGGAUAACGGCCAGCAUAGCCGUCAACGGUUUUCGUUCGUAGAUACUAUCGACCUAAGCACAGGCUCCACCCUUUCACGAGACAUCCAAAGCGACAUCUUGACGCAUUUCCUAGGUGCACGACCGGUUUACGCUCUACCCAAGAAGGGGUACCACGGGAUGGCGCCUAUGCUUGUCCCGGGUUCGGGUUCCGAGAUGGGGUAUACAGCAAACCAAGCGCAGCGGCUUUUUCUCAAGCACCGGCUCGUGGUCGUAGGUAGCAGCCCGGCAUCGCUCUCGUCAAAGGGCGGUAGCCGCAACUACUUUGCCCGGGCCUACAACUUAGCGCAGCAGCAGAGAAAGUCGCUACGACUAUACCUUGCCUCAUGGGCGGUGGCGCCUAGGUUCGUCGUCCUAGACGAGUUCCACCUUGUUAAGCAUACCUCGACUGUCGUCUACCAGACAUUGCAGCAGCUCCGGAGCCAAGCCGGCCCAUCUAACCGCUUCAAGCUGGCAGCACUAAGCGCAACGCCGAUCUCUGUAUCGCUACAGCAAAGCCUGAAGGAGGUACUGUCACUCAUCGUAUCGCCCGACGACUUGACUGCGUUCUGUACCGCCGCGCAGACGAUCGACGCUGCUACGAAGGCCGGCCUACCGAGAGACAUGGACAGAUACCAGGAGGCAAUGAAUACGUGCUCCGACCUGCUCGGGCGAGUCAUGACGCUCCGCACGACAACCGACCUCUUCCACGGUCAGGUGCUGCUGCCGCUCCCGCCGCUCCGCCACGAACGGGUCCCCUGCAGAUCUGCGAGGGCACAGCAGGAGGAUUUCAAGCGCAAGAUGGGCUUGCUGACGACCGCAUGGAGCCAGGAGGCCCGCGCCACGCUUGAGAAACAAACGCCCGCAACUAACGCGGCGAUGCGGGAUCGCUUCUUUCAGUUCGCCCGCUUCAACCAGUCGUUCAUGCGGACGCUCUGGCUCGGGUCGUUUCCGGGUAUCGUCGACCUGCCCAACGAUAUCUCGUCGGACCCAGCCGCAUGGUUGAACAGCAACACGAUAAACCGUGCCAUCACUACGAAGGAGGGCCGUGACAACCACGUUGUCGGCCAAUACAUCGACGUCAUCACCCGCGGCAGCGGAAAAAUGGAGCAGCUCCAGCGCUGCCUCGAUCGAGCUCUCCAUGACAUGGAUAUAGGCGAUACGGGAAUUGCCGGCCCAGUGCCGCUGAAGAAGCACGCCUGCGUCUUCGCCUCGCGUCCGGGAGUCGCACUCAUCAUCGCCGCGUACGCGGACAAGCACUGGUCGAGCCAGUGGGAAGUUGUCCUGGUGCUCUCGGCGGCUACCGUAGACGGAAAGAAGGCCAUCGAGGGUGCUUUCCGAGACAUUCCGAUUGGCUGCCCGGCAAAGCCUACGCUCUUCAUUGCCACUGUCGGCACCUGCGGCACCGGUCUCGACAGCCUCAAGAAGGCGAACCACGCCAUCCUCUUCGACCUGCCGUUCGUCGAGUCCGAUUCGAAGCAGGCCUGUGGCCGUGUCUGGAGACCCGGCCAGCGGUUUCCUUGCUACUGGACCGAGCUCUGGGCAGAAGACAGCGAGGCUGAGACACUGAUCAACGAGCGCCACGAGAAGCGGACGGACGCUUUUCGGCGCAUUCUGGGUCAUCGAGGUGGCAACAGCAGUAAGGCAGAAGGUGGCGGCCAGUGAUGGAGGGGGUGUGUGUCAGGAAGUGGGCUCGAGGGAUAUCAAGGGCCACUGCGUCGAGGGUCUAGGUAGUAGCUACGUCACUUUGAGAAAUAAACAUUGGCUCGCACUGUCCCUCCCAGACACCCACCCCAACUAAGUUAUUAGACGGUCGGA